Xenia sp. Carnegie-2017 is the source of this 6389-nucleotide messenger RNA. RefSeq lists its product as uncharacterized. Gene Ontology annotation, molecular function: protein binding. Gene Ontology annotation, biological process: signal transduction. NCBI's taxonomy places the organism in Eukaryota, Metazoa, Cnidaria, Anthozoa, Malacalcyonacea, Xeniidae. The transcript has 9 exons. The record is from RefSeq and is a predicted model, not a curated record. Gene Ontology annotation, cellular component: kinesin complex. Bases 91 to 5160 code for a protein of 1689 amino acids.
UACCUUUAUACUAAAGAGUAUGACAAAGCAAGAGAAUUUCUCGAAAAAGCGUUGCAAAUUUACCAAAAAUCACUAGGUCCUGAAGAUGUUAUGGUAGCUUUUACUUUUGAUAACAUUGGUAACUUGUAUCUUGAUACUAAAGAAUAUGAAAAAGCAAUUGAAUUUCACGAAAAAGCGUUGGAAAUUGAGCAAAAAUCACUAGGUCCUGAACAUGUUGAUGUAGCUAGGACUUUUUAUAAUCUUGGUAACGUUUACCAAUGUACUAAAAAAUAUGAAAAAGCAAAAGAAUUUCUCGAAAAAGCGUUGGAAAUUGAACAAAAAUCACUAGAUCCUAAACAUGUUGAUGUAGCUACGAUUUUGAACUCUCUUGGUCAUGUGUAUUAUGACACCAACAAAUAUGCCAAAGCCAAAAAGUGUUAUGAAAAAGCGUUGGAAAUUCGACAAAAAUCAUAUGGUCCAGAACAUGUUGAUGUAGCUUCGACUUUAAACAAUCUUGGUAAUGUGUACCUUUAUACUAAAGAGUAUGACAAAGCAAGAAAAUUUCACGAAAAAGCGUUGAAAAUUGAACAAAAAUCACUAGGUCCUGAACAUGUUGAUGUAGCUGCGACUUUAAACAGUCUUGGUGUUGUGUACCAUAAUACAGAAGAAUAUGACAAAUCAAAAGAAUUUCUCGAAAAUGCGUUGGAAAUUCGACAAAAAUCACUAGAUCCUGAACAUGUUGAUGUAGCUAGGACUUUUUAUGAUCUUGGUAAGGUGUACCUUUAUACUAAAGAAUAUGACAAAGCAAGAGAAUUUCUCGAAAAAGCGUUGGAAAUUUACCAAAAAUCACUAGAUCCUGAACAUGUUGAUGUAGCUACGACUUUAAACUAUAUUGAAAAUGUCAAAGCAAAAGAAUUUUAUGAAAGAGCGCUGGCAAUUCAAAAAAAAUCAGUUUCUUCGGAUCAUGUUGUUGUUACUGUACUAUCGAAGAGUAUUGAAAUAAAGUCUGAUGAUACUGCUGAUGCUAAAUCCCCUUCAAAUUUACACGUUCAUACGGAAAAAAUAGAAGAAAUUAAGCAAAUUCUGCUAGAGAUUGCCCAAAAAGUUCCUGAUAAAUGGAAGAAUUUGGCAAUAUUUCUGAAUGUCAGAGAUGCGACACUAAAAGAAAUUGAACUAAAUCAUGAUGACGUGAUCUGGCAAGGGUUUGAAAUGCUAAAGUUUUGGUUUGAAUCACGAAAAAAUGAGCAGUUGUGGUACGAAGAACUUGCUGCUGCUCUUCGCAAAAUCGAGAAAAAUAAUUUGGCUGAAAGCGUUCUUCAUACAGAAUUGUCAAGGCUUGUAAUAGACGGUCGAAAAAAAUCACAUGUUCCUGAACAUGUAGAUGUAGCUACGACUUUGAACAAUCUUGGUAAUGUGAAUUAUGAUAUCAACAAAUUAGUCAAAGCCAAAGAGUGUAAUAAAAAAGCUUUGGAAAUUCAACUUAAAUCACUUGGUCGUAAACAUGUUGAUAUGGCUAAGACUUUAAACGAUCUUGGUAAUGUGCAUCUUUGUACUAAAGAAUAUGAGAAAGCAAAAGAAUUUUUUGAAAAAUCGCUGGAAAUUCGACAAAAAUCACUUGGUUUCGAACAUAUUGAUGUGGCAAAGACUUUUAGCAAUCUUGGCAAUGUGUAUUAUUGUACUAAAGAAUAUGAGAAAGCAAAAGAAUUUCACGAAAAAGAGUUGGAAAUUCGACAAAAAUCACUUGGUCCUGAACAUGUUGAUGUAGCUACGACUUUAAACGAUCUUGGCAAUGUGUAUUAUUGUACUAAAGAAUAUGAGAAAGCAAAAAAAUUUCACGAAAAAGCGUUGGAAAUUCAACAAAAUUCACUUGCUCCUGAACAUGUUGAUGUAGCUACGACUUUAAACGAUCUUGGCAAUGUGUACAAUUGUACUAAAGAUUAUGACAAAGCAAAAGAAUUUCUCGAAAAAGCGUUGGGAAUUCGACAAAAAUCACUUGCUCCUGAACAUGUUGAUGUAGCUACGACUUUAAACGAUCUUGGCAUUGUGUACAAUUGUACUAAAGAUUAUGACAAAGCAAAAGAAUUUCUCGAAAAAGCGUUGGGAAUUCGACAAAAAUCACUUGGUCUCAAACAUAUUGAUGUAGCUUCGACUUUAAACAAUCUUGGUAAUGUUUAUCUUUGUACUAAAGAAUAUGACAAAGCAAAAGAAUUAUUUGAAAAAGCGCUGGAAAUUCGACAACAAUCACUAGGUUUUGAACAUGUUGAUGUGGCUACGACAUUAAGCAAUCUUGGCAAUGUGUAUUAUCGUACUAACGAACAUGACAAAGCAAAAGAAUUUCACGAAAAAGCGUUGGAAAUUCAAAAAAAAUCACUUGCUCCUGAACAUACUGAUGUAGCUACGACUUUAAAUAAUCUUGGUAAUGUGUAUUAUGAGACCAACAAAUAUGCCAAAGCCAAAGAGUGUUAUGAAAAAGCGUUGAAAAUUCGACGAAAAUCACUUGGUCUUGAACAUGUUGAUGUGUCUUGGACAUUAAACGAUAUCGGUAAUGUGUAUCUUUGUACUGAAGUAUAUGCCAAAGCCAAAGAGUGUUAUGAAAAAGCGUUGGAAAUUCAACAAAAAUCACUUGGUCUUGAACAUGUUGAUGUGGCUUCGACUUUAAAUAAUCUUGGUAAUGUGUAUUAUUGUACUGAAGUAUAUGCCAAAGCCAAAGAGUGUUAUAAAAAAGCGUUGGAGAUUCGACAAAAAUCACUUGGUCCUGAACAUGUUGAUGUAGCUUCGACUUUAAACAAUCUUGGCAAUAUGUACCAUCGUACUAAAGCAUAUGACAAGGCAAAUGAAGUCUUUAAAAAAGCGUUGGAAAAUCAACAAAAAUCACUUGGUCCUGAACAUGUUGAUGUAGCUACCACUUUAAACAAUCUUGGUAAUGUGUAUUAUGAGACCAACAAAUAUGUCAAAGCCAAAGAGUGCUAUGAGAAAGCGCUGGAAAUUCAACAAACAUCACUGGGUUGUGAACAUACUGAUGUAGCUACGACUUUAAACUUUCGUGGGAAGGUGUACCAUCGUACUAAAGAAUAUGGCAAAGCAAAAGAAUUUCACGAAAAAGCAUUGGAAAUUCAAAAAAAAUUACUAGGUCCUAAACAUGUUGAUGUAGCUAUGACUUUAAACAUUCUUGGUAAUGUGCAUUAUGAUACCAACAAAUAUGACAAAGCCAAAGAGUGUUAUGAAAAAGCGUUGGACGUUCGAGAAAAAUCACUUGGUCCUGAACAUGUUGAUGUAGCUACGACGUUAAACAAUCUUGGUAAUGUGUACUAUAAGACCAAGAAAUACGCCAAAGCCAAUGAAUGUUAUGAAAAAGUGCUUGAAAUUCGACAAAAAUCACUAGGUCCUGAACAUGUUGAUGUUUCUACGACAUUAAACUGCCUUGGUAAUGUGUAUUAUGAUAUCAACAAAUAUGCCAAAGCCAAAGAGUUAAACAUUCUUGGUAAUGUGUAUUAUGAUACCAACAAAUUUGCCAAAGCCAAAGAGUGUUAUGAAAAAGCUUUGGAAAUUCAACGAAAAGCGUUAAGUCCUGAACAUGUUGAUGUCGCUUCGACAUUAAACUAUCUUGGCAAUGUGUAUUUUAAGACCAAAAAAUAUGCUAAAGCCAAAGAAUAUUAUAAAAAAGCGUUGGAAAUUCGACAAAAAUCACUUGGUCCUGAACAUGUUGAUGUAGCUACGACUACCAACAAAUAUGCGAAAGCCAAAGAGUGUUCUGAGAAAGUGCUAGAAAUUCGACAAAAAUCACUAGGUCCUGAACAUGUUGACGUGGCUACGACAUUUAACAUUCUUGGUAUUGUUCAUUAUGAUACCAAAAAAUAUGCCAAAGCCAAAGAGUGUUAUGAAAAAGCGUUGGAAAUUCGAAAAAAAUCACUUGGUCCUGAACAUGUUGAUGUAGCUACCACUUUAAAAAAUCUUGGCAAGUUGUACCAUCGUACUAAAGAAUAUGAGAAAUCAAAAGAAUUUCAUGAAAAAGCGUUGGAAAUUCGACAAAAAUCACUUGGUCCUGAACAUGUCGAUGUAGCCGUGACUUUCAACGAUCUUGGCAAUGUGUAUUAUGAUACAAAUAAAUAUGCAAAAGCCAAAGAUUGUUAUGAAAAAGCGUUGGAAAUUCAGCAAAAAUCAUUAGGUCCUGAACAUGUUGAUGUAGCUACGACUUUAAACAAUCUCGGCAACGUGCACUAUGGUACUAAAGAAUAUGGCAAAGCAACAGAAUUUUUUGAAAAAGCGCUGGAAAUUCGACAAAAAUCAUUAGGUCCUGAAAAUGUUGACGUGGCUACGACUUUAAACAUUCUUGGUAUUGUUCAUUAUGAUACCAACAAAUAUACCAAAGCUAAAGAGUGUUAUGAAAAAGCGUUGGAAAUUCGACAAAAAUCACUUGGUCCUGAACAUGUUGAUGUAGCUACGACUUUUACCAAUCUUGGUAAUGUGUAUCAUCGUACUAAAGAAUAUGACAAAGCAAUAGAAUUUCACGAAAAGGCGUUGAAAAUUCAAAAAAUAUCACUAGGUCCUGAUCAUGUCAAUGUCGCUACGACUUUUAACAAUCUUGGUAAUGUGUAUCUUUGUACUAAAGAAUAUGACAAAGCAAAAGAAUUUCAAGAAAAAGCAUUGGAAAUUCAGCAAAAAUCACUUGAACCUGAACAUGUAGAUGUAGCUACGACUUUUAACAAUCCUGGCAAUGAGUACCAUCGUACUAAAGAAUGUGACCAAGCAAAAGAUAUUUAUGAAAAAGCCCUGGCAAUUCAAACAAAAUCAGUUGCUUCGGAUCAUGUUGUUGUUACUGAGUCAUUGAACAGUAUUGAAAUAAAAUCUGAUGAUACUGCUGAUGCUAUAUCUCGUUUAAAUCUACACGUUCAUACGGAGAAAAUAGAAGAAAUUUACCAAAUUCUGCUAGAGAUUGCCCAAGAAAUUCCUGAUAUAUGGAAGAAUUUGGCAAUAUUUCUGAAUGUCAGAGAUGCGAGAAUAAAAGAAAUUGAACUAGAAAAUCGUAAAGUGGUCUGGAAAGGGUUUGAAAUGCUAAAGUUAUGGUUUGAAUUACGAGAAAAUAAGCAGUUGUGGUACGAAGAACUUGCCGCUGCUCUUCGCAAGAUCGAGAAAAAUAAUUUGGCGAAAGACGUUGCUCAUAAAGGUGCAAAUGUGGCUUAAUAUUGUUAAACUAAAAUUAAAAAGUCAUUUGUCCAUUUUUUAUAAUCGCUAUUUUUAUGUAAAACUCAGAAGCCAACAUUGGAUUGGCUAUGUUGAUUUACGCUUUAAUAAUAUACAUGAAAAAACUUCUCAGUUCUCAUUGGUUAAUUAAGAGCAGUGCAAUCUAUUGUGAAUACCAGAGGGAAAAAAGAAGAAACACGGUGCAGAAAAAAGAAAUACAGUGCAAUUUUUUUAAAAAAAAUUGCUCCGGAUUGGUUAAUCAAACAAUGAAGUGAUCUAAGAGACAAUCAAAAUAAAACGUUUCAAAGGCGUGAAAAUUAAAGUAAGCAAAGCAAAUGCAAUGGCUGGCGCAAGUUUACGUAAAUUUUCUAUGGUGAACGAGCUUACACUUCACCUUUUGCAAGACGUGUUUGAAAAAAAUAUGAACACUGCCAAAAGUAGUCACCUUGUUCUAGCUGCGUGUUUGAAAGCUAUAGUGUUAUAAAAAAUAAUAUCCAAUGAAAUUGUAAUAUACGAGGCAGCCAGAAUUGAGAAAUUUUUUCAUGUAUAUCAAGCCCUUAAUAACUGAGCUCAAGUCUUUACGGAGAAAUAUCGGACCUAGUUCUUUUUGCACCAACCAAGCCCGUAGUAAAGUAAAGAUCGUGAAAGCGAGGUUAUUAAAAUUUUUAUUAUAAACGGCAUUAUUUGACCUGACACAAAGCUUGCUUUCGAUCUCGUCCUUGCUGUUUUGUAAGGGUUGGCUUUCACUAUUCUAGUUUUUGUCAGUAAAAAUAAGUCAUUUUUAGUUUUGUAUCGUCUGCAUAAUUAAACUCUUUUUCGAGAGUUUUUCGUUUUACUCAUAUUCGUUAAUGGGUUUUUUUUUCGGGUUUUUUCGAGAAGUUUGUUUACGUUUUACAUUUGACUAUAAAAUUACGCAUUGUGGACUGUGUAAUAUUCUUUAUUUUUCUUGAUACGUCUCUGACUCUGUCAGUCAGACUACUACUUAUGUACACGACUAUGAGUUUCUUAUAUAGAUAAGAAUUAGCAUAGAUGUAUAUUAAUCAUGUUUCAUUUCAAUAUAUUACAACUUCCUUUUUUAAAACUAGUAUCCUUGUAUUUUUCUGUCUGAUUUUUCUAAUAAUUUCUUUCUAGUUUAAAUAAACGAUUAACUAACUAUUCCCUAUGUAAUGUAACUAAUGUUUUGAUUUUAUAAAUGUCUAUAUUAAAGGUUAAACAUAGUCUUUUCAUUA